GCCCAAGGCGUGCUGGUGUUCCACCAGGUACCUCUCAGGAGCCGCGGCAGCCCUCGGCGUGCGGCCAGCGCCCGUGACAGCGGCGCUGCGGGGCUCGCGACCCCGGCUCCGGGCCUCUGCCGACUUCCGUGGCGGGGCCGCGUCGCCCGGCGGGAUGGGCGGCGAGGCGGGGUCCGCCGCGGCCGUGGGCUCCGAGGGCCGCGUGAAGAACCUGGGUCUGGUGUUCGAGGACGAGCGCAAGGGCUGUUACUCGAGCGGCGAGACGGUGGCCGGGCACGUGCUGCUGGAGGCUGCCGAGCCGGUGGCCCUGCGAUCGCUGCGCCUGGAGGCCCAGGGUCGCGCCACCGCCUCCUGGGGCCCGAGCGCAGGCGUCAGCGCCGCGACCCCUGCUGCCGCCUCGGAGGUGGAGUACCUGAACGUGCGCCUGAGUCUGCAGGAACCCCCGGCCGGUGAAGGUAUCAUUUUAUUACAGCCUGGAAAACAUGAAUUUCCAUUUCGCUUUCAACUUCCAUCUGAACCUUUGGUCACCUCAUUUACCGGGAAAUAUGGAAGUAUUCAGUACUGUGUGAGGGCAGUUUUGGAACGGCCCAAGGCACCUGAUCAGAGUGUAAAGCGGGAACUCCAGGUUGUUAGUCAUAUCGAUGUCAACACACCGGCAUUAUUAACCCCUGUAUUGAAAACUCAAGAGAAAAUGGUUGGCUGUUGGUUUUUCACUUCUGGUCCAGUCUCACUGAGUGCCAAAAUUGAAAGAAAGGGAUACUGUAAUGGAGAAGCAAUUCCAAUCUAUGCAGAAAUAGAGAAUUGUUCCUCUCGUCUGAUUGUUCCCAAAGCUGCUAUUUUCCAAACCCAGACGUAUUUGGCUAGUGGGAAAACAAAGACCGUCCGUCACAUGGUCGCCAACGUGCGAGGAAACCACAUUGCUUCUGGGAGCACCGACACGUGGAAUGGGAAAACUCUAAAAAUUCCACCUGUUACUCCAUCCAUCCUGGAUUGCUGCAUUAUCAGAGUGGACUAUUCCUUAGCUGUAUACAUUCACAUCCCUGGUGCUAAAAAAUUGAUGAUUGAACUGCCUUUAGUGAUUGGUACAAUUCCAUAUAAUGGUUUUGGCAGCAGAAACUCCAGUGUAGCCAGCCAGUUCAGUAUGGAUAUGAGCUGGUUGACACUGACCCUGCCAGAACAGCCUGAAGCACCACCAAAUUAUGCAGAUGUGGUAUCAGAGGAAGAAUUCUCUAGACACAUUCCUCCUUAUCCUCAACCCUCUAACUGUGAGGAAGAAGUAUGCUGUCCUAUGUUUGCCUGCAUACAAGAAUUCCGGUUCCAACCUCCACCUCUUUAUUCAGAGGUUGAUCCACAUCCUAGUGAUGUAGAAGAGACCCAGCCUGUUUCCUUCAUCCUCUGAGUAGAUUUCAGAAAUCACUGUGUUCAUCAUCAAAUCAGAAUGUUCAUUCUUUUCUUCUGCCUUUUUGGGAAAGAGGGAGGGAAGAUUCACUUAGAACGUAAAUGAACAUCAAGACUGAAGGCAAUAGAAAUUAAAGCAUACAAGAACUUUCUAGUGGGCCAACAGGAUCUUUGCACAAAUUUAUAUGAUGGUCAUAUGUCCCUUUUAAAAAAUGGGAUGAAGAUGUAAAAAGUCACAGAAUGGAAUGGAAGUCCUGACGGUGAUAGAGUAAGUGAGGGAGUGCCGCCGCCGACCUGAGAGAAAGGAACCUGUAAACGGGAAACACUGCGAGAGCUUCCCACAGUGUUUUUAAAAGUAUCCUAAACUUAAGGCAAUAUGGAUGCAGUGGGAGAAGACUUGGGGUUGGAGAGUGUAGCAGCACAAGGGUGGGCAUGAAUAGGAAAAUGGCCUACUUUAAAUACAAACGGAGACCUGCAGGUUUCAGGGUCUUCAUGAUUUCUUACCAUAUUACCAUAUUCAGGCCUGAAGUCCUAGAAAGUCUCAUUUCUUGAGAUCAUGGUCAUAUAAGGUCCUAAUGAAGUCAUACAGUUUUCACUCUUUCAAUGGUAGGUUACAAUGUAGCUUAUAAAUUGGCUGUACAGUACUAUGAGACUAAGAAAUGGCUUCUUGAAAAACUUUUCAGUUCAAAGGGAAAAGAUGAAUUUUAGUAUGAAAACACAUUUUGUUGAAGGCUGUAGUUUUCACCCCCUUUAAGUACUUUAACAGGAUAUAUGUUUGGUUUUCCUUAUAUCUUAUUUACCUAGGAGCACAUUAGAGAAAGGGGAUAAAAAUGUUGCAUCUUCAGGAUGCCUUGAUAACUACACAGUCAAUUAAAAAAAAGCCUUUCUUAAAUCUACCUCUCGUGGGGUUAUCAGACAUGUUUUUAACACUCUAGGUCAGAUCAGGCUUCUCUGGAGUUUCUGCUAUUUGCAGUAGCAGUCUCAUCCCCCUGUCACUAAAUCUGAAUCUGGGCCAAGGGAAAAAUCCAGAAGGUUGACAUUAAAUGGAAGUAAAUAUAUGCAUAUCAAGGGAAUUUCAAAAUAAAUGCAAAAUCAAAAGAGGGUAGGAACAAGGCCAUUUUUAAAAAAGACACAAAUUUAAUUCUUGUCAAGAGACUUUAGCCUACUGAUGGGAUUCACUGCAUCGUACAUUGUUAUUCCAAUUCCUCAGUAAUUCUGUUUAAACUGUGAUUUUCUUUAUUGUUUUGGUGCAAUAUUUUAUUAUCAUUUAACCUCAGGAUAUUCAGACCAACAGGAUUGUGUUGCUGCUAAAAGUCUGAGCAGUGUUUUUACUGUCUCUGUCUCCUCUCCUAUUCAUGGUCACAUUUUCACUCACUUUUCCUUCUAUUUGUUGGUUUUGUGAGCUGAGAACAUUUCUGGACACUAAGUGGAAGGGAGAUAGAGAUUCCCACGAUAGAGAUUUUAGACCAGCAAGUACUUUGGUUUUCUCCGUGUUCUAUGAGGGUUUGAUCUAGAAACCCUGGUGCUUCCCCUACAGAAUACUGUACUUAAUUAAACAGAAUGAUUAAUUUAUCUUUGAAUCAAUCAGUAUAUUCACUUAGAAAUAGAAAAGUUCUAAGGUUAAAUUUUAUAUUUAAAAAUUAGUUGGUCAUUUGAUCAGGGAUUUUUCUACAAACAUUAGGUAAAUGUAUGCUUUUCACCCCUCUGGACAUACCUCUGUUUUCUGUAAUCAUGGAAGCGUUAUGUAUGCACUUCUUGCAUUGUAAGCCACUGUCUAAAAUCAUAAUGCAAAGCUGUUAGACCAGUAAUUGUGGUACUGGAAUUGUCACAAAAUUUAUUCCUUGAUUUUAUUUUAGUGAUGUUUUAUUUUGCUUUUUUUGUGUGUGUCUUUAAAUAGGUAUGUAUAGUGAAGUGCUGUCUAAACAGUUUUGUUUUUACUUUAGAAAAGAUCACCUUCAACUAUUUAUUGACUUCUAAGUUGUAGUUUACAUGCCUUGUCAAGACAUUGUCCAUCUCCAUGAUACCAAAACAAAGUGAAAGAAGCAAACUCAAACAGUAUGGAUGGAGAGAAAGUUUAAUUACUUAAUGGAAUUCUUCACUAGGAUUCUUUAUUACCUUUAUUACAGAAAUCAUGAAGUGCCCCUGUGAAAUUGAAGCAGAACUAACUUUGUAGUAAAGAGAAUAGUUAAAAGGUGUGACUUGCCUUAUUGAAUUGACAGUGGUAUAUCUGACCUUAAGCAGUAGGUUGAAACUGCAUACUUUUUUAUAAUCGAGAGCAUUUUAUGAAUGUAGAAAAUUCUACAUUGGAAUAGAGAAUACCUGGGAAUGAAGAUAAAAAUUUAGCUGCUGUUACUUGCUUGUUUAUCCCCUCUUGUUCUUGUUUAGUUUGCAAAAAUAAAACUGUGGCCUUAGAAUUUUCUUUUUGAUGCAAAAAUUUUGAAGUUGAAAAUGUGCAUCUUUUGGCACACAAAAUCAUUCCAUGGGCAAAACUUUACUUUUUAUGUUUUUGUUUUGCACAAUAAGAAACUCAAUAGGCAGGGGUUAUGUUUUUGAUAAGUUAACUAUGAAAGCUUUUUUUUAUUUUUAUUAUUAAAAAUGUUAACAAUUUAACCCACAGGAAAAAAAAUAAAGAUUGUAUUUUGUACUCUUGUUUGAACCCUAUGGGUUCCUUUUGUUAAUAAAAUGAUUACAUUAAUGCU
This is a messenger RNA of Lemur catta (Ring-tailed lemur), 4097 nucleotides long. It is a transcript of the gene ARRDC4, whose product is annotated as arrestin domain containing 4. Gene Ontology annotation, biological process: protein transport. Gene Ontology annotation, molecular function: ubiquitin-like ligase-substrate adaptor activity. The transcript is spliced from 8 exons. Lineage: Eukaryota; Metazoa; Chordata; Mammalia; Primates; Lemuridae. The record is from RefSeq and is a predicted model, not a curated record. The coding region runs from base 155 to 1399 and encodes 414 amino acids. Gene Ontology annotation, cellular component: plasma membrane; cytoplasm.